ACUUUGAAAGACCUCUAAAAGGUCCCAACUAUAAGAAUGUGUAAGAUUAUCCUAAUUUCAGAAAUAAACCUAAAAAAAGACUUUGAAAGACCUCUAAAAGGUCCCAACUAUAAGAAUGUAUAAGAUUAUCCUAAUUUCAGAAAUAAACCUAAAACAAAGACUUUGAAAGACCUCUAAAAGGUCCCAACUAUAAGAAUGUAUAAGAUUAUCCUAAUUUCAGAAAUAAACCUAAAAAAAGACUUUGAAAGACCUCUAAAAGGUCCCAACUAUUAGAAUGUAUAAGAUUAUCCUAAUUUCAGAAAUAAACCUAAAAAAAAAAGACUUUGAAAGGCCUCUAAAAGGUCCCAACCAUACGAAUGUAUAAGAUUAUCCUAAUUUCAGAAAUAAACCUUAAAAAAAGACUUUGAAAGACCUCUAAAAGGUCCCAACUAUAAGAAUGCAGGAAGGAAUGACUUGCAGGAGGCAAUGCAAGUAGUAUGGGCUGGAAAAUGCUAGUCUCCUAUCUAUGGGGGGUUCGGGACCAGUAUAGUCCUCACAUGGACGAACCCAAGUACAACAAGGACGAGUCCAUCUACUCCAUCGUCCAUCCCCCCUACUCCAGGAGUCCCUAUAGGAGUCCCUACAAGGUGCCUGGAUACAGGAUGAACCAGAAAAAUGGCCCAGGCUGCAGAGUGUAUCAGAAAACAAGUCCAAAUUAUCGGCCAGGGUCGCCGGCUUUCAGGAGAAAAGGACGAUUAAAAAAGCAGGGGUCUGUUUCUCCGAACCAUUUCUCCGGAUCCCGUAUUAAACCCUCCGGAGAAGUGAAACCCCGAGGUAUUCCUGUACGAACUAGAACCCGUCCUAGCUCCGGGUCUGCCGGAGACACCACUCCUCGAAGCUCAUCUAGUAAGGAGAGUACUCCUAGCCCUGUUCACAGUCCCAGGUCCUCCAUCUACGGAGAGUUCUCAAAAAUCCCAAUCAGUAAGAGCCAAGAGGAUCUAAUAAAAAGCGUUCAUUUGCGAAGUUUUGAGGGAUCACGUGGUCUUCCUAGGUCCCAGAGCAGUACUCUAAAACCCCCGGAGAUAUAUUCCAGCUCCUCCUCCUCCCGUCUAGCCAACUCCGUUGAAGUUCUAAGUUCGUUGGAUUCCUCAGAUCUAGUUUCAAGAAGGAAACCCUCUCCGGGCAGUAAACUUGGACAGUCCUUCACUUCAAUCCGUCCUGCUCAGGGUGCUAAUCCAAGCUCUGCUCAGGGUUCUAAACCAAGCACUGCUGGGUCCAGGAUUCCUCCUCCGGCCUCCAGGAGUUUAAAUAGAUCCUUACCAACCUCAAAUAUCAGGUCUUCGUCCUCUCCCCGACUACCGAGGACGGUAGAGAGGACAGGGAAAACAGAGUCGAGGCUGAGAACUCCGUCUCAGGGUUCAAAUACAGCUAGGACAGUUAAUCCUUCUCCAGGUACACUCAACAGUCCCAGGAAACAUGAUCAAAGUGAAACAAUGAUUGGUCAAGGGAUUAAUUCCAGUUUGCACCGGGAAACGUUUAGUAAAUCCAACACUAAACGGAAGCUGCUGAAAACGGAAGCAGAAAAAGUUUUAAAAGAUCAACUUUCGCGGGGUAAAAUCCCCCCUAGGGCUAAAUUCCGUGCAGACGAUGAAAUCAGUAUAGGGGAACCCGAGUACAGAGUUAUCCCAAUCCAUAAAGAGGAAAGUGAAUCGUGUAGUAAGGAGUCAAAAACAUCUCCCGUCCUGGGAGACGUUGCCAAGUCGGGAGACAGUACCGGAGACACCGAACCCUCGGACGGACGGAGGAAUUCAAUCCCGACUCCGAACCGAGCCAGUAAGAGCGCUAGCCUGGAUAAUUAUUAUAAACCAGAAAUCCAUUCUCCGAAACCACACAAGCUGCCGAGUGGGAAGGGUUCGAGUUCAAGUUUUUUCUCCAGGUUGUCCAGUUUAAGGGUUAGUUUGAACGGACGGAGAUCUCCGGGUAUAAUUACACCACACACCACUAGUAGUGAUACGGGAUUCUUUCAAGGUAUCUCAACAAAAUCUAAGUACUGUCUUUCUUCAUAUGAAAUCCGCCACAGUAAUUAUCUUAUAACCCCGCCGUUAGUGAAGCUUGCUAAACCGCCGAAGCGCAAACGUCCCCGGCUUCUCCCGUUGGCGUCGGGACUGAAACGUAGUUUAAGUUUCAACGAUGCCCAGCUAAUCGCCCAGGCGGUAACAGAAGGCGAUUGUAAACUCCUGGAAGACCUUUACCCGUUCUUCCCUCAAUCCGAUAACAUUUAUACCGUGAUUAAACCAGUGAAAGAAAUCGAUAUGAUGGUGAAACCGGUUUUCGGCGGGGAGGCAGAGCGAUGGCGGGCUGGUCGGCGGGUAUCGGCGGGUCGAACGAGCGCUCAGAAUGUUUCUACACUUAUCAUUGGGAAAGAAAAAGUUCAUGAGGACGGACGAUUCUCCGGAGAAGUGUCUACUCCGUCCCAUCCUAGACUUGAGGUUCGGGUUCAAGUUUCAACUCCUUCUACUCCAAGUAUAAACUUCUACUGCCCCCAGGAGCCUAGUCCUAUAAUCUCCCCCUGGGGUAGGACUAGUAGCUCAUCCUUAUCAUCUAGAGCCAGUGCAUCGUCCAUAGCUGGGAGGACGAGCAGCGUGUCCUUAAACAACAGGACGAACAGUAGGACGAAAAUACUAAGUCCUGUCAUAACUAAACCGGACAAUGUUGUCCUGGUGGAAUGCAAUGGUAAUGGGAUAACAGGCAAUCAUCCGUUCAUUCAGCGAAUCCAAAACCAGAGCAGUCGAGCCAACCAAACCCAACCAGUUAUUCCUGUUUCUGCGUCCCAGCUCGGACCAAAUUCUCAGCUGUCCAUUUCCAGCUCCAGUAGGGAGUCAGACCUUGCUCCAAGCUCUAGUAGGGAAUUGGAGUCGGGGACAUACCGAACCUUAAACUUUGAUCCAUUCAGAAACGUUCUCAGUCUCGCGGACAGUAAUAUCAGUCAGGCCGAAUCCAUCCUCUCCUCCCUGGGUUGCGAGAGGUCUGGAGUUCGGUCGGAUUCGGAUUCAGAUCCGUCCAGUCUAGGGCUCAGUUCGGAUAUUGAAACCAAUAUUCGUAAACUGGAGAAAACCCAGGCUAAGAUUAACGCGGCGUUGGAAACCUUCAGAACUGUUCAAAUUUCCUCAGCAUCUCCGGGUCCUGGUUCUAUCAUUAGAUCGGAGAUAUCCUCUCCACGACCCAGUGCUAAUACGUUGGACAACGCAGAGCUAUAUAUAGGAUUCCCCAAGUCCCUGGGGAACAGACGGGAAUCCCGGCAUAGAGUAACCUACCCCCAGUCCAAGGCGGAGUUGAAAAUAAACCAGAGAAAAUUAAGUUAUGAAAUCUCUGCUCCGGAACCUGAAACUAAACCGAGAAAAACCAGCUUGUUCCGAAGACACUCCUUCAACCACAGCUAUAAGGAGAAGGUUCAGCCUAGACACGGAGACCAACCUAUCUCCGUUGGGUGGGGGGAGAGUGACUCCGAGUCUGCUCGAACCAGCGCAGUGUAUGAUGAUUGCACGUUUAGUGACUCCGAAGGUAGUUUUUCUCCGUUGAAAAAUCGAAUUCGUGGAUUACUCGGAUCCUUUGGGAAAGGACGAAAAAAGCUAGUGAAAUCACCGAAAAAGAAAGAACUGCCUUUGAGUAUGAAAGAUCCGGUUGAAUCCAGUGAUAGGACAGAUUUGUCCGGCUCCCUUUCUAUAGGACAGUUCACAGAACUGGUGAAAAGUCUGCCAGCAAAUAAUUUCUCAGCAAAAUCCAAUGAUUCAACUCAAUCUCCAGCUUUUCUAAGACCUAAGGUUCCAAAGCAGCAUAGAGCUGUUGCUGCUAACAACAGCAAUGACACAUUCUCCAGUGUCUCCACCUGCCAAAGCUUCAAUAUCAGCUCAAACAGAAACAGUGUCAUCAGCGCCCAGUCCGUCUCCUCCGAAAGUUUCGACAACAACUCCGCCUCCGAUGAAAACGGCGCCUCCACCGGCUCUCCUCCAACCAACGUCAACGACGACCUAACCCCUGAACAGCGCCAACAGCGUAAACUGUUCUUUAUAGCGCGGGAAAUCAUGAGUUCUGAGAGGGUGUAUGUUGAUGUUCUGAAAAUUCUGAAUACAGAAUUCCGCGAGUUUGUCCAAAAAGCCCGCGCAGAGUCUAAAUCCGGAAUUCUUCCGGACCAGGACUUUGUGAAGCUGUUCAGCAACCUGCCAGAGCUGAUGAUGUUGAACGAGGACCUGCUCAGGGACUUCGAGACAAGGGUGGAGAACUGGAACACCAUCAAGAAGAUCGCCGACGUGAUUGUGCGUAAGGGACCGUACCUGAAACUGUACACAGUUUAUAUUCGGGAUUUUUCCGCGAUGAAUUUCCAUUUUGAAGAAUGCUGCUCUCGGUAUCCAAAGUUUGGAAAGCUAGUCAAAGAAUUUGAGAAGCUGCCCCGUUGUCAGCGCCUAAGGUUGCAGCACUAUAUGUUAAAGCCUGUUCAACGACUGCCCCAAUAUCGUCUCCUUCUCGAGGAUUAUCUCAAACAUUUAGAUCCUGACAGCCCAGACUUCGACGAUACCACCCAGGCUCUUCACAUUGUCAGCGAGGCAGCAGAGCAUGCAAACAACACUGUCAAGCAGGGGGAUAAGUUCCAGCGAAUGCUAAAGUUGCAGAGCAGGGUGGGGGACUGGGAGCUGAUUAAACCGGGUCGGGAGCUCGUCAAGGAAGGAGAACUGAGUAAAAUAUCUAGGAAAGGAUUUGGACCCAGAUAUUUUAUCCUUGUCUCUGACUGCCUGCUGUACACGAGCUACCAGGGGACCAUGGCGGGGGAUAACACCAGCUUGAAGGUGAGCUACUCCAUCAUGUUGAACCAGCUUACGGUGAACCUGCCCCCCUGCCAGGACAGGGAGUACAACACAGAGUUUUCUAUUACCAGCAACGUUAGGAGUUGUACUCUGAGAGCAAAAGAUGUAGCUGAGAGAAAUGAAUGGUUGGAUGCCUUGAACACUGCUAUAGAGGACUACAGGAGCAGGAAGGCGACAUUUAACAUCGGAGAUACCAUGUCCCUGGGGAGGGGAGAGGGAAAACUGGGAGAAUCUGCCCCAGUCUGGAUUCCAGACCAGAGGGUUACCAUGUGUCAGGUCUGUGGUGGUGAAUUUAACCUUGUAGUCCGACGUCAUCACUGCCGUGCCUGUGGUAAGGUGGUGUGCACCAACUGUAGUAGGAACAAGGCACCCUUGAGAUACAAGGGUUGGGAGCAGCACAGAGUUUGUGAUACAUGCUUCGACCAUCUCGAGAAAUUACAUGGUGAAGAUGAGGAGCUAAGAUCUCGGUUUAAAAAACGGGAUCACAGUAGAUCUGUUGGCAAAUAUAUCCCUCAAAGGUUAAAACUACCAGCUAACUCUGAGAACUCUGAGAUGUCUGGACACCUGCGGAGACGGCUAAAGAAUAAUAAAUGGAAGAGGUCCUGGUUUGUUCUAAAAGAGAGAGUUCUGUAUAUAUAUAGAGCUAGUGAGGAUACAGUAGCAGCAGAAACUCUUCCUGUUCUAGGCUGGACUCUUCAACCCCUAGCAGAGAAGCUUUUGCUAGAGCCUGGAGAGUCAGGGUUUCAGCUUUCUCACCCUAACAGUGAAACCUUGAUAUUUGUCGCGGAGAAUAAAACCUAUGCUGAUAAAUGGAUCGCAGAGCUAAACAUUGCCAGUAAUCUUUAAACCUGAAGAUAUAUUUAAACCUUCAGAUAUUUUCAAAUCUGGAAAUAUUUUCAAACCUGGAUAUAUAUUUGAACCUAAAGAUAUCUUUAAACCUGGAUAUACAUCUUUAAACCUGGAGAUGUGUCUUUAAACCUGGAGAUUUGUCUUUAAACCUGUAGAUAUAGGUUUAAACCUGGAGGUAUCUUUAAACUUCAGGAUAUCUUAGAACCUGGAGAUACAUCUUUACACCUGGAGUUAUAUCUUUAAACAUGGAGAUAUCUUUAAACCUGGAGAUAUAUCUUAAAACCUGGAAAUAUCUUAAAAUCUGGAUAUAUCUUUAAAUCUGGAGAUGUGUCUUUAAAGUUUUUAAACCUAGAGAUAUGUUUUUAAACCUGGAUAUAUCUUUAAACCUAGAGAUAUGUCUUUGAACCAUGCGAAAUAUCUCCAAACCUGGAGAUAUAUUCAAACCUGGAGAAAUAUCUUUAAAUCUGGAGAUAUCUUUAAACCUGGAGGUAUAUUCAAACCUGGAAUUAAAGUAAAAUGUCUUUAAUUCGCCAUGACAUCAUAUGGUCCAUUGCAUACUCAAAAUGCUAGCUCUAUUAAUACAUCUCUAAUCCUUGGUUGUUAUUUUUACAACGUGUUGCCACCGGUAUGAUGUAAUACUGCCACCGGCAUGCUGUAAUACUGUCACCAGCAUGCUGUAAUACUGUCACCGGCAUGCUGUAAUACUGCCACCAGAAUGCUGUAAUACUGCCACCAGCAUGCUGGAUGCCCACUAGUUUAGCAUGCUGUUGUGCCAAAGGUUGCAAAGUUAAAAAUGAAAAUUCAUUCUUUCCAAAUUGAUAAAAUUCAUCCAGUGUAAAUAUUUAGAUAGAUUUCCUAGUCCUGUACCCACAAUAAAUAAUUUGUGAUCAAAAUAAAUUUGUUGCUUCGUUAAGUGUUGUGUACAUAUUGUACACGACAAAAAAUAAACAAUAUUAACUGUA
Molecule: messenger RNA, 6649 nt
Organism: Eurytemora carolleeae
Lineage: Eukaryota; Metazoa; Arthropoda; Copepoda; Calanoida; Temoridae
Product: serine/arginine repetitive matrix protein 2
Cellular component (GO): cytoplasm
Molecular function (GO): metal ion binding; guanyl-nucleotide exchange factor activity
Source: RefSeq, a predicted model, not a curated record